Molecule: messenger RNA, 1377 nt
Organism: Panicum hallii
Lineage: Eukaryota; Viridiplantae; Streptophyta; Magnoliopsida; Poales; Poaceae
Product: zinc finger MYM-type protein 1-like
Exons: 2
Coding region: 376-1302 (308 amino acids)
Source: RefSeq, a predicted model, not a curated record
AUUGACUCCUCGUAUCCUCAACCAUCGUACCGUCAGCGGCGGCGGCCGGCGAUCGGGCGAUGCCUCUGGUCCUCCGCGUCCAUUACGGUUGAUUCAUCAUCUCCACUCGCCACUUUGCUAGGAGCAGGGCUAGCGCUCAACGCCUCGACGGCCUCAAGCUCUCAUCGAUCAGGCUGUCAACAUGGCUAUGCGUACAGGCAAGAUGAAGCACAAGAAGAUGAACAAAGGCAAGAUGGACAAGUAGAUGAGCCUGAACCUGUUGUAUUUCGGGGAAUUGAAUUCCUACAGCGAGAUCCAGCAUUAGCUUCGCAAAUUUGGGAGUAUCCAAGUAACCAGCAAGAUGAAGUACGACAGGCAUAUUUGAAGUUAGGGCCAAUGCAACCCAAACUGAAUAAAUAUAAGGGUUUUGGACCACAAGGACAUCAACGCCAUUUCCAGUACAAUUGGUUCAGUGAAUUUCCAUCUUCGUUGGAGUACUCGGAGAGUGGUGGCCGUGCAUAUUGUCUUCUUUGCUUCGUGUCCAGCAAAAAUAUAAAGAAAAGAAGUGGCUUUGAUGUCUUCACAGCACAAGGUUUUGACAACUAUAAGAAAGUUCAUGAUGGCAAAAAUUGUGCAUUCUUGGUUCAUAUGGGAUCUGAUCCUUACUCAACACACAACAAUGCAGUGACAGAAUGUCGUAAUCUGUUGAAUUGGCCGAAUCAUAUAAUUAACAUUAUGGUGGUGGCAAGCGAUCGAGACAAAGAAAGAAACCGUCUACGGCUGAAAACAUCAAUUGCAGAUGUAAGGUGGUUAACAUUUCAAUCUUGUUCUUUUAGAGGCCAUGAUGAGACACCUCAGUCAAAGAACAGAGGAAAUUUUAUUGAAAUGUUAAAACUUCUUGCUGAAUUUAAUCCUGAAAUUGCAAGUGUUGUGUUAGAGAAUGCUCCACAAUUUGCUAAGUACACAUCACCUGAUAUUCAAAAGGAACUCUCGAGUAUUAUUGCAAUGAAAAUCAGGAAGCAUAUCCGUGAGGAAAUCGGGUAUUCAAAGUUCUCUAUUCUUGUGGAUGAAACAUGUGAUGUUGCAAAAAGAGAACAAAUGGCACUUGUUUUCAGAUUUGUUGAUAGUGAUGGUAUUUUACAAGAACGGUUCUUUGACUUGAUACAUGUGAAGAACACCAAAGCAUUGACAUUGAAAAAGGAAUUGUCUAAUGUAUUGUCAAGCUGUGGCUUUGAUGUUCAGAACCUUCGAGGCCAGGGCUACGAUGGUGCCAGCAACAUGAAGGAAGAGUUAAAUGGAUGGCAAACACUUUUUCUCAAAUAAUGUCCUUAUGCAUAUUAUGUUCAUUGCUAUGCUGUUAGCAUCACGGGAACGGAGGUCCCCCUAGCCCUGGACAAA